GGUGCGUAGUAACAAACAAAACAACAAAGAGAACGUUGACAAAAAAACUGGAUCUUUUACACAAAAAUAGCUGUAACUACCCUUACGAUCAUAUAUCAUCCUUAUAAAAGGUUUCUUUUAAGUCUUUAAGACAAAGUUUUUCUUAAUGUUGAAGUUAAAUUCAUCUGGUGGUAAGUUUGACAUUACUAUUGAUGAAUCUCUUUUUGGAGCUGGUAAAAAAGACACAGUAAAGGGACAUAUGGUAACAAGGCAGUCUCGUGCUCAAGGCAAGCAACAAACAAAACCAACAAAACCAACAGCAGCCAGCAUAUCAGACAUAGGACCAAGAGGUAGAAAUGCCAAGCAAUCCAAGCAGGGUAAAGCAAAAAGCAGACAAGAAAAGAAAGUACCUAGACCUAUUUCAGUAUCGAAUGCUACUGUAGCAAAGACUGAGGAAAGCAAACCCUAUGAUGCUGGGGUCAUUAGUAAAGCACAUUUAGACAGUAUCUUAUUGCUGUUGAACACUGAAGGGGUUUCAAAUGAAAAGAGAAUUUCACCAGAGGGCCUUAAGUCUCAGUUGAGGACAUCUCUUGGUAAGAAUAAACCCACAGAACUCAAAGAUGUAGGUGUCGAGCCUAAUGACAGCAGUCUUCAUGAAGAAAGGAAUAAAUCAAGGAAUGAAUCAGUAUCAAGUAAAAUUGUGAAAAAAGACCAAGAAAAUGAAAAUCAGAUGUACAAUACUGUGCAGGUUGAUAAAGAAGAUAAAAAAUUGCAAUGGAAAAGAGAAUUAGAUGAACAAGUUUUAUUAAAAAAGAAAACCAAGGAGGAAGAAAAACAAGAGAAUAAUAAAGACAUUGAGGAGUAUAACCCAUGGGGCUGUCCUGGUGCAGGUGCACCAAUCAGAAGUCAGUCUGGAAACGUUGUAGCUAACUUCAGACCUGAUAGGAAAAAGAAUGAAAUUCCCAAUAAUGAAAAUAUUACUGCGUCCAAUGAAACCUUUGCAGCAUCACUAGUCCCUUCAUCCCAUAAUACUAAAAGUCAGUCAAGAUCAAGCCCUGUCACUACAGUAGCCACUAGUACCAGUGAUGUCAACACAACUUUGCCAGUUGCUAUGAGGAGUUCUUUCGCUAUAGGUGCACCUGGUUUAGUUGCACAUGAUACUCAAACUAAGAGGCUCAAGGAAAUACAGUGGAAGCAAGAACUACAAAUGCAAAUCGAGGGGAAAAAAGAAAGAGAAAGACAGAGAAAACUCAAGGAGGCUCAAGAGGAUUUCCUGAACUUAUCAUGGAAUGCCAAAAACCAGAAACAACAAAAUCUAAAAAUUGUCUCACCACCUCAGCGAACCACAGAUAUGAGCAGCCAAGUUAGUGAUCAAUGUGAAAAGAAACCUUGGGAGGAUAUUCAACCACAGGCUACCCAAGAAACUACCCAAGAAAGCUCAAUGCCUCUCAAUGCCUUGUCGAAUAGUAGCCUAAAGACACAUGCUCGCGGGUUUGGAAUGCAGUUAAUGGAUCCUCAGGCCAAAGAAGAAGCUGAAAAGAAGAGACUAAAGAUGCUCGAACACCAGCAUGCUAUUCAAGAACAAGUCGAGGAGAAACGUCGCAUAAAACAGCGGGAAAGAGAGCAGCGUUUGAAGGACGAAGCCAUCGAGGAGUCACGUUUUGCUGAAGAAAGGGAAAAACUUAACUUAGCUUUCAUCAUGGAACGAAAGCAGAAAAGACAAAAAGAGGAAGAGGCCAAACGUAUCAGUGAAGCCCUACAACAAAGUGUCUUGGAUGCAUACCAAGCAUCACAACAGGCAAAAGCUGACAAGCGGAGAAAACAUUUCGGUGCUACUGGACAAGAGACUGGUGCAACUAUGUCUAGAUCUUAUGUAGUGUCCCAGGCCACUUCAGAAGACAAACACAUUGCCUCAGACAGCAUGCCUGGUAUUCCUGGUAAUAACAGCACUUCACCUCAAAUCACAGGAAGAGAAACCCCAAGGACAAAUAGGUCCAUAGGUCGAACUUCACAUUUAACUGGCAGGAAUUCUCCACCAGUUCCGACUUUGAGAAAUAARAUGAUUGAAAAAUCUGAAUUCACGUCUCCCAAAUCUUGCAGCACGGUACCUCCAGCAUCUACAAAGACCAGUCUUCAUCGAACUGUCAGCUCACACUCUGAACCUUGUGAUGGUUCAUUAGCUUUGUCUUCUAGUUGGAGAGGUACUAAGGGAAGUGAUGCCGGAGGUUUUGCGACACACUGUGAUAAACCUCUGUCUGACUCUAGAGGUCUGAAGGAUGAUGGAAUGUUUAACCGCCCCUUUUCUACAUUGGAGGAUGCGUUUACGAUUCCAUAUCACCGUACAGAUAGCGCAACACUUCCUGCGCCACCAGAAAGACCUGAACCUAAUACUUUUCAAGGGGCGACGAAUGUUUCUCCAAGAGCAAAGAAAAAGAAGGAAUUAAACAAUCAAAGGUACCCUAAGAAUGCUCCGCAAAAUAUUGGGGAAACUAUUACACCAGUAUACAGGACAGUGUCUUCUCACUUAGAACAUGAACGAGCAGAACCUGAAGUCUCUCCACUGAGAGCCAAGGAAAACAAAAGCAUUCGACCUAGACCUCAAGCACAGUCUACUAAGUCAACACCUUCUCACAGGAGUGGCAGUAAGCCACUCAGAAUGGAAAAUGAUAAAAAGCUCUUGAAACAAUCUACCAACACUCAACAAAGACAGGGUAAAAAGUUGGAGAAAAAGACUUUGAAGGAUCAUUCCGCGCUAAGAAAUGAUGUCUCUUCUAUGUCAUCGGCUCAGCAAGUUGCGCCUGAACCUUCACCUACAGCACGACAAGAAAUGAUUCUACAGCAACUAGCUGCUUUGAGACAGGGGUUGAUCAUAAAAGAAAGAGAAUUAAAGCAUGACGAUACAAUACACCAUUUUAAUAUGUAGCAUUGCUGUAAUCAUCAAAAUAUAAAGAGGAAUUGUUACAUAUUAAAAUUGUUUUAUACAGUUGACACAGGCUGUAGGAAAGAAAAUAGAAAUUGUAUUUAUUGAAACAGUCUACGUAUGACAACUAAAUGUCAAUAAAGUGAAUUCAGUCAUUAGACCCGUGAUAUAGAUACUAAACUAAUACACAUUGGUAGGGUAGGCCCAAUUUCCAUUGUAUCGCUUUUGUUUCUAGUAUUUGACUAUUACACCUUGACGGACAUUUUUUAUUUAUUUCACGGGUUAAUGCUUUCACUCUAAUAAACAGUAUAUCAAAUUAUAUAUCUAACGAAUUAGAACUUAUCGAGUAAAAAUGAUAGUAAAAGGUUUUUUUUUCAAA
This is a messenger RNA of Actinia tenebrosa (Australian red waratah sea anemone), 3278 nucleotides long. RefSeq lists its product as uncharacterized. Gene Ontology annotation, molecular function: microtubule binding. The record is from RefSeq and is a predicted model, not a curated record. Gene Ontology annotation, biological process: cilium assembly. Lineage: Eukaryota; Metazoa; Cnidaria; Anthozoa; Actiniaria; Actiniidae. Gene Ontology annotation, cellular component: cilium; microtubule.